This is a messenger RNA of Hippopotamus amphibius kiboko, 1795 nucleotides long. RefSeq names its product V-set and immunoglobulin domain containing 8 (gene VSIG8). The coding region runs from base 150 to 1385 and encodes 411 amino acids. The transcript has 7 exons. NCBI's taxonomy places the organism in Eukaryota, Metazoa, Chordata, Mammalia, Artiodactyla, Hippopotamidae. The record is from RefSeq and is a predicted model, not a curated record. Gene Ontology annotation, cellular component: intracellular anatomical structure.
UCCAGCCGGGCACUCACUGCACCUUCCUGCCACCCUGGGCAGUGUCUGGGCCCUCAGCUCUCCCUCCGUCCACCUGUGGCCUCACACCCACCACCACCGCCGGCCCCGGGGAUCCCAGCCCAGGCGGAGGAAACACCGAGCCUAGAGACAUGGGAGUCCGAGGAGUGUUCCGCCUUUUGCUCCUGUGCCUGAGCCCAGCACUGCUGUCCGCUGUGCGGAUCAACGGGGAUGACCGGGAAACCUUGUACCUGGCGGAAGGUGACAACGUGAGACUGGGCUGCCCCUACGUCCUGGACCCUGAGGACUACGGCCCUAACGGGCUGGACAUCGAGUGGAUGCAGGUCAACUCCGAACCCUCAAAUCGGGAGAACGUGUUCCUUAGAUACCAGGACAAGAGGAUCAACCACGGCAACCUCCCACACCUACAGCAGAGGGUCCGCUUUGCAGCCUCGGACCCCAGCCAGUACGACGCCUCCAUCAACCUCUCGAACCUGAAGGUGUCCGACACAGCCACCUAUGAGUGCCGGGUUAAGAAGACCACCACGGCCACCCGGACGGUCAUCAUCACUGUCCAAGCACGGCCUGCGGUGCCCAUGUGCUGGUCGGAGGGCCACAUGACAUACGGCAAUGAUCUGGUGCUGAAGUGCUUUGCCAAUGGAGGCAGCAUGCCUCUCACCUACAGGUGGGCCAAGAUCAGCGGGCGCACCCACCCCUACCGUGCCGGGUCCUACUAUUCCCAGCAAAGCUUCCACUCUGAGGCCUCCUACCACGAGUCCUUCCACAGCUCCAUAAGUCAAGGCCUGAACAACGGUGAGCUGGUGUUGAAGGACAUCUCCUACCAGGAUGAUGGGCUGUAUCAGUGCACAGUGGCCAACCACGUAGGCUACAGCGUAUGUGUGGUUGAAGUGAAGGUCUCAGACUCCAGGCGCAUAGGAAUCAUCAUUGGCGCAGUGCUGGGCUCCUUGCUCCUACUGGGCUGCCUGUUGCUGGGCAUCUGGGGGCUCGUCUGCUGCUGCUGCCGGGGCACCGGCUGUGCCUGCUGCUACCGCGGCGGGGCCCACGGCGGGGUCGGCGGAGGGCCCUGCUGCGACUUGCCUAAUGAGAUCAGAGAGGACGCUGUAGCGCCCGGGUGCAAGACCAGCGGCCGCGGCAGCCGCGUCACCCACCUCCUGGGGUACCCGACGCAGAACAUCGGCAGCUCGCUGCGCGGCAAGUCCGCGCCUUCGCCCUGCGGCGGCCCAGAGGACGUGGCUCUAGCGUCCCACACCGCCGCCGCCGCCGCCGAAGCGGGCUCCUCCCCGGUCUACGUCAAAGUCAAGAGCGCCGAACCCGCCGACGGCGCGGCCGAGGGGCCGCUGCCGUGCAAGGACGGCCUGCUGGUGUGAGCGCGGGGCGCCGGGCUGCGCGCCGGCCGGGAGGACGCUGCGGGGCUCUCUGCUCGCAGCUGGGGGCGCGCUCAGCCCGGCGCCGACCUCGCCUGCCCCGCGCCGCCGGGCGGCUGGGGGCUGCAGGAGUUUGCCUCGCGAACUGAGCGGGGCGGCCGAGCCUCUUCCCUUCCCGUGGGAGGGGGCGGGGGGGGGGCAGAAAAAGGCCACCCGGUCCCUCUCCGCAUCCCCGGAGCCCCAAGGCUCGGGGAGAGGGAGAGAGGAGGAAAUGUCCUAGAUCGCUGGAGGCCUGGUGUCCCCAGUCAAGGCAGAGAGCCCCGCGGUGGGUGGGGGUCUGGACUGAAUGGUGCCUGUGACAUCUGAGCUCCGAGGGGCCAGUGUUAGCACAAUAAAGAAACUGUAAGACUCGA